Messenger RNA from Styela clava, 981 nucleotides. Its product is annotated as protein Wnt-4-like. NCBI's taxonomy places the organism in Eukaryota, Metazoa, Chordata, Ascidiacea, Stolidobranchia, Styelidae. Gene Ontology annotation, cellular component: extracellular region. The record is from RefSeq and is a predicted model, not a curated record. Gene Ontology annotation, biological process: neuron differentiation; multicellular organism development; cell fate commitment. Gene Ontology annotation, molecular function: cytokine activity; frizzled binding.
GAUGGUAUAACAAAAUUAUGGUGCAAUAAUGUCUCGUAUUUGAAGCAAAAACAGCGAAAAAUUUGUCGAGAUUUUCAAAGUAGUAUGGUGGCGAUAAUUUCUGCGGCGAAAUUGACGAUCAAAGAAUGUCAAAAUCAGCUUCGCCAGCGAAACUGGGAUUGUUCCUUGUCAAAAAUGAAGAAAUUAUUCAGAUUCAAACCGAAAAAAGGUAGUCGCGAGUCGGCGUUCUUACACGCACUUAGUUCAGCGGCUGUCGUGUAUACAUCAACAAAACAUUGCAGUAAUGGAGACAUUGAUGGGUGCAAAUGUGACAAAAGUUGGAACAAAAUUGCCCCGAAAAGUGAUGCGUUCCAAUGGUCUGACUGUUCGGACAAUGUUGAUUGGGGAAUAUACUUCUCAAGAGCAUUUCUUAAUUCUGGGGAGUUAUCUUUGAAAUCAGAGGAACCUAAUGGACGCAAUCGUUCUAAGUCUGCGAAAUUAACUCGGCGUUUUCAAAAUAAAGUUUUUACAAACCUACACAAUAACAAAGUAGGAAGAAUUGUUUUGAAGAGCAAUAUGCAGCACCGAUGUGCAUGCCAUGGAGCGACAGGAGGUUGCGAAUUGACAACUUGUUGGAGAAGUUUGCCUGCCUUUUCACACGUUGCGGGGAUAUUAAGACAAAAGUAUGACACCGCAAAAUGGGUGAAGAUCCGACGCAAAAGAGAGUUCCACUGGCUUGUUCCGUCUGACAAUUCACACAAUGUUAUAAAAGACACAGAUCUCUUAUAUUUCAAGCAUACCACUAAACUGUGUGCCACUAAGGGUCGCGAAUGCCGGCCACACACAAUUGGUUUUGGAUCAUGUGAAAAUCUAUGCUGUGGUAGAGGAUUCGAAAUCAAGGCAUUAAAUAUAGCAAACAAAUGCGGAUGCAAGUUUUACUAUUGCUGCAAAGUUAUCUGUGAUACCUGCAAUCAAACAUUAACUUCAAAUGUCUGCAAGUGA